GCGACAAUUUAUUGAAAAAAAAACUUAGAGUACUCAAAAUCGCAUGCUACGUACAUAAGCAGCCGCAUCCAAAAUAAAAUUAUAAAAUGUCAAAUUCUUGCUCAAACAGUCAAGCAUUUCAUUAAAACCAAUAACUUAGACUCAAAACUAUGUGUGGGCAUUGGUGUAACCUAAUGUUAGGUGAACAAAAGGGCGCUGUAAUGGAAUUGCAAAAAUGCUUGCCAAAUGCUCUAAAAAGUCCAUGGGCAAAUCAUGCCUUGAAUCUUUCGAUUUCAAAAAGCAGCAGUGUCCAAGCAGUAAGAAAUACUGUAGGUAUAAUGUAGGAAGUAAUUGCGUUCUUCAAAGCA
Molecule: messenger RNA, 347 nt
Organism: Acanthoscelides obtectus
Lineage: Eukaryota; Metazoa; Arthropoda; Insecta; Coleoptera; Chrysomelidae
Source: the annotation of a GenBank genome assembly